CUCAUUUCUUAGAUCAGUAUCCAAUUCGAUUUUUGGUUUGCUACCAGAUAUACCUGAAGUUGACCUGAAACUUAUAAAUGAAUAUUUCAAUUUCUGAAUUAUCUUUUCACUAAUAUGAAGCCUCAUGACACUCAUGUGUGGUCAGUAAGAUUUAGUUUUAACAUUUUUACUUUUGCUGAUUAAAAGAGUCAAACAGCAUUAUUUGAUAUGAGAUACACAACAAUGCGUAGUCCAACAAUGCAAUUUGAACUGUUAAAUACUUAGCUAGACUGUGAUAAUAAAUUAAUCAACGAAGAAUAAAAUUGUUCAUAAGAAAAAUGUUUCCGUUCUUAACAGACCUAGAUGAUUGGUUAGAUUCGAUAUUCACUUCUAACCCAAAAAUCAGUGACAUAUUUAACAACUGUGAAAGAUUCAGCCAUAUCGAUAAACAUAAACUUGCCAAGGGUUUACUAUUUGCUUUUGCUUUGUAUAUGACUUUUGGUGCCUUUGCUCAAUUAAUCUGCAACGUUGUUGGUUAUGUUUAUCCAGCAAUAGAAUCUUUAGAAGCUUUAGAAACGCCAGGAAAUGAAGACGACCGUAAAUGGUUAACAUAUUGGGUCGUUUUUGCCGCCUUUUCAGUCAUUGAAUUUUAUUCGGAUAAAAUAUUUCACGUGUUUCCAGUCUACUUUUUGGCCAAGCUUAUUUUCCUAGUAUGGGCAUUUUGGCCAUCUCCGAAUAAUGGUUCAAUUCAGAUUUAUAAUAAAUUCAUUCGACCCUUUUAUCUGAAGAAAAGGAGUCCAGUAGCGACCAAUAUUAUGGAUCUAAAAACAACAAGUCUACAAGUUGCAUCAAAAUCAACCCAAAAGGACGAUAAGAAUGCAAUUAUUGGGAAGAAAAGGUCACUUACAUUAUUCAAAAAGAGAAGCAAAGAUUCACAAUUGUCAGUGCAAAGUAAAAGUGAUUUAGAUAAAGUUCAAGUUGAGAACGAGGAUGAUGAAAACGAAGAUCAAGUCUAACUGGAAAUCAGACGCAUCAGAUGAUUUUACACUUGUAAAUAUGGAAAAUUGUUACUAAGGAUAUUAAAAAGAUAAUUUUAUUUUAA
Messenger RNA from Tetranychus urticae (two-spotted spider mite), 1081 nucleotides. The record is from RefSeq and is a predicted model, not a curated record. Lineage: Eukaryota; Metazoa; Arthropoda; Arachnida; Trombidiformes; Tetranychidae.